GACCGAAGCAGAAGCGGAGGACGCCUUGCCGGGCCAGCCUGCGCCACCCGCGGCGCCUCGCCAGGGCGAGCAGGCGAAGGAUGGGGCAAGAGGCAGAGGCCAGGGCCGCGGCUUCCUGGGCCGGCGCUGACGCAGAGGCGGGCGACGCCUGGCUGGGCGAGAUCGGACCACCCGCGGCGCCGCCCCGGGAGGGCGCGGGAGAGGAGGCAGAGGAAGAGGCCAGGAGGACAGACUCCAGGGCGGAGCGCGAGAGGGCGGCGCAGGCGGACGCAGCGCAGAGGGCUCAGCAGGCAGAGGCAGCUGCUGCGCGGGCGCCCGUGCCGGGGGGCUGGGCGCGCGUGGGGGGCCAGACGGUGCGGCCCCGAACGCUAUCUGGCGACGGCGGUUGCGUCGUAGCGGUGACGCCAGGGCCGCGAGGCGAGGGAGGCGCCGUCACCUUCGUGUCCACGCGGGAGACGCACAAGAAGCUCAGAGAAGUGCAGCUCGCACUGGGUGUGGAGCACCUGCAGAGGCUCCCUCUGCCACCGCGGGGCGAGCCGCGGAAAAGGGCGCUCGCUGAGCUGUCGGUGGCACAGGCAAGGCAAGCGAAGACCUUGUGGUGCGCUACUCACGAGGCUCUCUUGCAUCGGGCGGAGAGGGGCGCAAAACUCGCCUGGGACGAGGUGGGCGCGGGCGCGUUCGAGGUCUUCUGGCGCCUCUUGCCGCCGGACACGGUCUGGCUGCUUGCCUGGCUGGUGACGACGACCAACGCCGCCGUGCUGGCGCAGGACGUGCGCCCAGAGACGGUCCAGAUGCAGUGCGACUGCAGGGGGCUCGUCGAGAAAGCCAGAUGCGUCCUCGCACCUGUCUUCGCGAACGGCCACUGGAAGAGCAUCCAGGGGAACCCUGACUGGACGCCGCUCUACUUCGACUUCCUGUGGCGGGAGCACAGGGCCUGCCGCGCCGCGGCGGGCUGCCUGGCGGCCUGGCUCGGCGUGGACAGGCCGCUCCCGGCGAGGGCAAACGUGGAGUUCCAGAGCGGCGCGCAGUGCGGCUUCUGGGCGCUGCACUUCGCCGAGGACGUGCGCCGGAGACGGUGCGGGCUCGGCUGCUGGAGCUCGGCCCUGGGAAAG
This is a messenger RNA of Prorocentrum cordatum, 1112 nucleotides long. The record is from the annotation of a GenBank genome assembly. Lineage: Eukaryota; Dinophyceae; Prorocentrales; Prorocentraceae.